Linum tenue is the source of this 274-nucleotide messenger RNA. The record is from the annotation of a GenBank genome assembly. NCBI's taxonomy places the organism in Eukaryota, Viridiplantae, Streptophyta, Magnoliopsida, Malpighiales, Linaceae.
CUCGUAUACUGGGUCCUCCUGUAGUUGAUGACAUGCAGCCUUAGGGUUUCGUCGCAGAAAGUUUCGUCAUCAAAUAGAUACGCUUCGUCGUCGGGCUUUGGUUUCAUCUCCGUCUUGUCGAGUCUCCGGCAGGUCUCGCAGUAUCUGUCGGGGUAGUACGUCAGCGGAGGAUACUUUUCGUCAACAUCGGAGGAAGCCAUGGGGAAUGGGAUCGAUCGAUCGACGGCCGGUGGAUGGAAGGAUCCGGCCAAACGCGCGAUGGUGGUGGGUACUC